This is a messenger RNA of Morus notabilis, 4902 nucleotides long. Its product is annotated as protein EMBRYONIC FLOWER 1. Bases 299 to 4267 code for a protein of 1322 amino acids. The record is from RefSeq and is a predicted model, not a curated record. Lineage: Eukaryota; Viridiplantae; Streptophyta; Magnoliopsida; Rosales; Moraceae. The transcript has 7 exons. Gene Ontology annotation, biological process: shoot system development; negative regulation of DNA-templated transcription; negative regulation of flower development.
UCUCUUCUUUUUUUAACCCAUUCUCUCUCUAAAAGAUCGAAAGCCUUUCUUUCUCACUCUAGGGUUUCGCCAAAGUUCGCACCCAAAUUCUUCUCCGCCAGCUCCGAAUCUCGUCUCGCAGCUCGGCGUGGGUCUUCGGCGAUGGGUUUCUCUCUCCUUUAGUGUCGUUUUCUCGACGGGCCGUGGAGAAUCGGAGCUCGCCCAGACGCUGGUACUGUCGUUUCAUGUGAUGCUCGAUUGAGUUUAAGGAAGUAUAUCAAAAGUCAUCAGUGCUAAGAGGCUGAUUAAGAGCUCUUACAUGAAGGGGGGCACUAUUAUGAUGAAUAAUAAAAAGGGUGAUUCAGAUACUGUCUCCAAGAAUGUCGGAUCAUUCGUUAAGAUUGAUUCAAUAUCAAUCGAUCUUGAAGAUGUUAAUAACAAGGGUUAUGUGGAGAAGUGUGAGCACUUCUCUAUACGUGGAUAUGUAUCUGAAGUUCGUAGGAAAAACUGGAAAUUAUGUUGGCCGUUCACUUUAGGGGAUGAACAGAAUAAGUCUGAAGAGCAAAAGACUUUGCUACCCCCUUUAGAUGCUCCAAAGUUCCGAUGGUGGUCUUGCCAAAGUUGUCUGCAGGAAAUGAGUUCUAGAGGCACUGCAAAAGAUAAUGUCGCAGGAUUUAAUUCUUGUAUUGGAUCUAAAUCCAGCAGCACUUGCUCUCAGAUACCAUCCCUUUGUGAUUCUGUGAUGCCUUUCCCAGAUGAUCAACAAACUCCAAAGCCAAAUGAAGUGGAGAAAAGAAAAUCUGAUGUCUAUACUUCUACUGAUGCAAAUAGGAAUAUCCACCAACUUUCUUCGUGUAGUGACAAGAAGGAAGUGUUGGUUUCAGAAGCUCAUACUACCAUCAUAGGACAUGGUAAUGGCUCAGAAAAUGAUGCUGUUCAUGAAAUUCCCAUAUUAACCUUUGUUCCACCAGAAAUUGAUUCAAAUGUGUCUAAGGAGAAACCUAAGCAGUGCACAGAAGCUCUAAAGCUGGCAGGGAGCAAACCUAUGGAUCCCUAUAAGAAUUGCUGUGGAAAACAUGAGCUUACUGAUGUUCAGCCUGCUGCAAACAUGGGCAUGUGUAAGAGUUGCUCCAAGAUUUGCCAAACAGAAAAACAAAAGUCUGUGGAUGAACAAGAAAAGGAGUUAAAGGUUGCUUCUGGGGCAUCAGCUUUAGCCUGUUUGAAUGAAGAGGCAGGUAAAGCUGUGAAGGGACAGACAAAUGGAUAUGCUUCGCGGGUAUUAGAUGAGUGUGAUUAUGCAUCAUCUAAGAGUGUUAAGAUCUUAGCUGGAGAUAGUCUUCAGGAUUAUGCAUCAUCUAAGAGUGUUAAGAUCUUAGCUGGAGAUAGUCUUCAGGAUUAUGCAUCAUCUAAGAGUGUUAAGAUCUUAGCUGGAGAUAGUCUUCAGGAUUAUGCAUCAUCUAAGAGUGUUAAGAUCUUAGCUGGAGAUAGUCUUCAGGAUCAAAAUCACCCUCUGUCAAGUGGUUCACAGCGUAGGAAAACUCGGAAGGUGCGUUUGCUGACUGAGUUACUAUUCGACAAUGGAGAUGCGAAGACUGAUCGCAUUAGUGCAGAAAAUUCUCCUCCGAAUGCUACAAUUAAUGAUGCAUCUGCAGGGGCGGGAGCGGUUAAUGUUCCCAAAGAUCAGUUGUCUCUCCCAGAAAAUCGUGGAGAGGAUUUGGGUGAUGAUAAAAAAAGAAAAUUGCCUCAGGAUGAAGAAGGGAGAUCCCCGGAGAUGAGCUCUCUGAACAACAGAAGUAAAAAGUCUAAUAACUUAAAGGGAAACGAAGAAGCUGUCAAUGCAGUCGCGAUUUCUGAAUUAGAACAAGAAGCAUCUGCUGGAUUGUACUUGCAGAAUGGUACAAAGAACUGUGUGAGUAAAUUUGGAAAUGACAACAUUCCUAGUACUGGGAAGAAAAAAAGAAAGAAAAACCAAACUAUUGAUGCACCUUCUUCUUUGGCUCCAACUAGAGGAAGUUUGCCCAAACAAAUCCUGGAUCGAGUUGCGGCUCAAACCAAAGGUUACCUUGAUGAUGGUAUUUUUUUCAAAUUUUAUCAAGAGGCAUGCGCAAGAGGAGAGCUGGAGAAAAUUUCUUUAGCUGCUUCAAGGAAGGAGAAGAAAUUGAGUUUGUUUAAGAAGAAAAGCAAGAUGGCACAUAUUGAUGAUGGACAAACACCUCAAUUCCCUUGGAACAGUGGUUUUCAUGAAAAACAUACAACCAUGAGAAAUGAAGAAAUCAUGCAAACUGGGCCUCUACCAGUUUCCUUUCCAGCGACAGAAGAUGCAUCUAUUGAUACAGGACUGCAUCUUUCUCUUGGAAGCUGUUUUACCACAAACAAGUACAACGCCAAUGAAAUCCCGAGGACAAAUGUUGAUGCUAACUACAUUUCUGAUUCAAGCAUCCCUUCUAAAUCUGCUUCGUAUGCAUUUUUCAAGAAACGAGUGCAUGGUGAAUUCAGUAGAAACUUGGAUGCAAAUAAUGUGCCUGUUUUAAGCGGGGAGCAAAAUUACAACUCUCAGGUUGAAGAGAGUUGUUAUCCUCUAGUGAAGCAAGUGGAUAUUUCUGGUGCAAGCAACUGUGAGAAAGCAAUUUUAGUUAAGGAUCAUUCGUCAGUUAGUAGGAAACAUGCUGACAGAAUAGCUGCCAACGUGUCUGAUUCGGGAGCUUGGGAUGACAUUCCAAUGGAGAUUGUUGAACUCAUGGCAAGGAAUCAAUACGAGAGGCGUCUAGAAAAUGCUGAAAAUAAUAACCGCCUGUUAAAGACAGCAAAUGAGGGAAGGAUCAAUCAGACGAUAGAUUAUGAUAGAGUCUGUGGCUCUGGGGAGCUUAGAAUAAUUGAGGAGACCGGUCAGAGAAGAAAUCCCCGGGCCAGAAAUGGCAUAAACUCGUCAAGGAAAAAUGUUCAGUCCGGCAAACAAAAGUCAGUUGAUUAUAUUUCUAAUGUAAAUGCUGACAAUUUCAACAUCAACCAUUUGGGGCAGAAGAAGUCUUCAAGUGGCGUUCAGUAUCCUGUUAGUUCUAGCCAAUGUAGCUGUGCUCAAAAUUGCAAAUUGAAUCAGGAUAUGGCAGGACAUGGGUUUCUUAAUGCUAGCAUGCAGUUAGGACCUUGUGAGAAAUGCCCAAUUGUUUCACGGCCAAGGGAAGAAGCAGCUCAUCUCUGGUCCUCAACGAUACCACUUCACAUGCCCACAAGUUAUAAUGUUUCCCAAAAGGUGGCCUCUCAGCCUACUAACUUCAAUUUUCUUAGGAAGCAUGACCCAGGGUUUUUGAAUCUUAACGUAGGCGGCCUUGAAAAGCAUAAUCAAAACAGUGGUUCUGAAACUUUUAGCAGAAGAAAUGCAGAGUAUCCAUUUGCUAACAAACAUAACGGACUUGAGCCUCAACAAAAUUUGAUGGGAUCUCUAGAUCUGUAUUCUAAUGAAACCAUACCUGCAAUGCAUCUGCUCAGCCUCAUGGAUGCAGGGAUGCAGUCAGGUCCAGCCUUCAAUACUGGGGGAAACUCGAAAUUCCUCAAGAGGACCUGUCCUCUUGAUCACAACUCUAAGGAGUAUUCUCAGCUGGAAUUUGGAGUUUAUAGUAGACCUGGUGAUAUUAUGAAAAACCCACUUGGUGUUUAUAGUAAGCCUAGUGAUACUACGAAAUACCCACUUGAUUAUUAUGGUAAAAAUAAACUUCCUGAGAAAUCCCAUGACUUUUUCCCUCUCAAUCCAACUGGUGGUCCCUCUUCUUCCUCAUUUCAUCAUGAUAAAGGUUUCGGACGGCCUAAUGACUUUAUGGGUCAAGUUUCCUUCAGCUCUCGAAGGAAAGAGAAAGUGCAAAGCUCCAGUUUACCGGCACAGAAUAGGGGCCACAAAGCUCUAAAUCCCAUGUUUGCAAGUGGUGGUUUAGCUACAAAUCACAAUGCCAUUCCUGGUCAUGGUUUGCAGAAAGGUUUGCUUGGUGCGUCUAGUUCUAUGAUGUGCCCUUUGCAACUUCACACUACAGAGAAUUCAACAGAACUCAAGCUGGGAACCCCUCAUAAUAAUGGCACCUUUUGGCCUCCAAAAAUCAGUCCCGAGUCUUCAAUCUGCAGUAUUAACAGAAACCCAGCUGACUUUAGCAUGCCAGAAGCAGGGAAUGAGUACAUGAUUAGAGGAGAAGACUUAAAAUUCGGAAAGCUGAGGAAGAGGCCUGGCUUACUCAGUGUCGAUCAGCGCAAGCGACAGAGGAACGCUAAGCGCACUACAGAAAAGGCAAAUGUGAAAAAUUAAAUUUCAUGAGAGGUUCCAGAUUUGCAUGUGCAGGUGACUUCUUAAGAUUUUCGCCUGCUACUGCAGAAACAUACUCCAGUGGGACCAGAUGAGGCAGCUAUUUUGCAUUCAAGCAUUUGGCUCGAAUCAGAAAUUCUAACUCGUUUCGACUUGUUUGGCUUUUCGAUUUCUGAAGCUGAUCCAUGGAGAGGAUGCUGGUUGCAGGUCAAGGCCUGCUGUAUAUGCCUUGAUGUGUCUUGAACUUCUGGGAGUAAAUUAUAUGUGAUGUUUAGUCGUCAGUUUCAUUUGCACUUGUUAUAUGUAAAAGCCUCAACAUAGCGCGCCCGCCCUAUUUUCAUAAGGGUUUACUGUAGUGUUUGUCUGAUGCCUCAUUCCUGACAGGGAAGACAGGGAGCUAGCCAGCAUAUUUAUUGAAUGCGUGUAAAUUACCCCAUGUAGGGUGAUCAAUAAGUGACUUGUGGAAUACUAUACUUGAGUUGUAAUCUGUAAUGAUACCAAAAAGAAAAUUUGCAAUGUACUGCUGUUAUAGCUUAGUAGACAAUAAGACUUCUGGGACAUAAUUUUGUGGAAGCAUAAUGUAUGUCAUGUCUCUCUGUGGCUCUGUUUGUCUUUAUAUCUUAUAAUUGUAUUAUUUA